UGUCAACCUGAAUAUGAGCAGAGAUAAAGUUGCAAAAUCUAAUGCAUUGCAUGAAAGCGAACAGCCUCUAGAUCUAUCAAAACGGCACAAUGAUAAGAACAUUAUUAAGCAAUCGCUCAAAAGUUUAAUUCAGACACGUCGACUUGCAGAAGGCAAGGGGCUGUUGAACGUUACAUUCACCAACCAAGAGGCCGCAGCUCAUGAGCUUACAAAAGAGGAGCAACAAAGACAGUGUGAGAGAAAGGAACAAAAUAGAAGAGCUGCUCAUAAAUGUAGACAAAAGAAAAAACAUAAGCUAGAAUAUUUGACAGUGGAAAAAGAUAAGUUAAAAAAGAGGAAGAAGUGGUUAGAACAGACUUUAAUUUCACUAGAAAAAGAGAAAGACACAUUACUUCAAACACUAAGGGAAGAUGGAAACAAAGAAAUGACUGUGAUAAAAAGUGAACCCAAUACUGAUACCAACAGUAGUAGUUCAUCAAUGAUGGAGAAAUCAUGCAUUUUACAAAACAAUAAAUCUCAUAUUUGCUGUUCGUGUGAUAGCCAGUCUCAUAAUCCAAAGAAUUGUAAUCAAAAUUCAUCAUGUCAGUUUAAAGCCAAAGAGAGGCUGUCAUGUGACAAUAAAACACCCAAUCAAACUUCUUUAGAGAAUGACGAUAGAAUUGCCUUUUUCAAUUAUUACAUGAAAAUGAAAGGCAAUGAUGAUGAUUGCUCAAAUGAUAAGGAUUCUUUGUUGGACAGUAGUCAGUCUAAUAAAUAUUAUUCUAGUAUUGAUGAAUAUGAUGAUUAUAGCGAUUCCGACAGUAGCACUAGCGAGGGCUAUUUAGUGAUUUAUGAAAGUGAGACUGACUCUAGUGAUUUGUUUAGCAACAGUCAGUCGUCAUAGCAGAUUUGUGUUGCUAGAUAAUUAAAAAGUGCUUUAAAUCAAACUAUUACUCACCAGUCAAGUCGCUCAAUCCAAAAAGCUAAAAACAGAAUUUAUUAUUUCGAUAUUGUUAUUGUGUGAAGAUUAGUGAGGCCGCAAAAAGAAAUCAUAGCUUAAAAUAUCUUGAGUGUUGUCACAGCUUAAAAAGUCAUGAAGAGGUAUAACAUGAUAAGAAGUCGUGAAGAUUAAUCACAACCUUAGAAGGAGACAUUUCAUGUUCUUCAAAUUAAAGGGAACUUGUUUUAAACCAGUAUUUUUUUACUACAGGGCAUAUAAAUAGAGUUUUAUAUAUUAUUUGCAUAAGGAAUGUGAUUCCAUUUUUUUUAAUAAAUGUUAGAUUCUUUUUUAUUUAUGAUAAAAUUCAGUGGCUUGCAUUUAAACUGUUAGUUGGUUAUAAAAUGUAUGAGUAUUUUAUGCACUUCUCUCAAAGUAUUUGAUGAAAAUCAUGGUGUGAAUAUUUAAGCAGUCUGGACAAAUAUUCAAAAAAAGAAAAUCCUUUUAGAUCUUCUCUUUGAUAGUGGAAAUCUAAACAUUUCCCUUUAAUUGUAAAAAAAUAAGAAAAAAUUGGGACACUACAUUUCACCAUGUUUUCAAGUAGAAAACUCCAGCUAUCAUGUCUAUCAGCUAAGUAAUUCUUGUGCCCUGUAAACUGUACAGAUUUGUGUUGAAUAUAAGGAAAAUCGAUAGAAAUAAGAAGACAUUACAAUCAUAUCGAAUUUUAAAUGUUAAUUUUUAUUAGUGCCACUUUGAACUCAGAGGUGUUUGCCAUAAAAUCAUGCAGCUUUAACAGUAAUCUUUUUGCAAUGCAUAAAGAAAUAAGGCAGCUUCAUUUUGGAAAGCAACAGCCAAGUAGAUUUGAUAAUUCAGGGGUCAUUACUUUUUUUUAUUUUAUUUUUUUUAUUCAUAAACUUUGUUAAGUGUAUUUAUGAUAACUGUUUUGCAUUGUUAAAAAGAUCUUCUCCUUUAUGGAAGUAUUUAAUCAAAUUCUUUUGAGCCUGUAAACAUUGACAUUGAGACUGAAAAAAUGGAACAUCAUUGGUAUGCUAUCUUUUUACCAACAUCUGACAAUGACAUAUAGUUUCAGGCAAAAUUCCAAAUGAAUAUAAAAACAUUGAAAUUAAAUGUAAUAUUUGACAUGAUACAAUGGAGAAAUUAUGAUAUGCACAUGUGAUGGAGCAUCCUUGCCUUACACCCUGUCAAGAGAAAACAAGUUGAAGUCUUGUAUAAAGACGAAGAUUUCUGAUUUGCUUCUAACUGCAAAUACUUUGAGAUCAUUAUACUUGUACACAAAGAAUAAAUUAUCAAAUAAGUUUUUUUUAUAUUUUUUAAAUGAUUUUUUUGUCUUUAUUGCUCAGGAAUCCUGUAAAUUACUAGCAAAGAAGUGUCCAGUGUACAUGUGUUUAAAUGAACUUAACAUUUAAAUGAUACUGUUCAUAGAAUUGACGUUAUAUAUUUUAUGGAUUGAGUACUUAGUAUCCUGCUUUCUAAUGAUUAAUUGUUAACUUUACUUUAUUAAGAUAACUGAAAUCUUAAAUAUUAUUAUUACAUAUGUAUAUAGGUUAGGUGUACAUGUAAAAUUACAGACCAACUUGAACUUAUAUAAUAUUGGUAAUCUGUUGGACCUUAUUAGAGAGGUUUUUCAUCCAGUUUCAAAAUAUAGAUGAACUUUAUUCAAGGUAAAGGGUGUUUCAAAAGUCACAAAAUGUAGUCAAGACAGUUUUGACAUCUGUAUUACAACAUCCUGAUUAUAAAAUGGUCUCUUGUGGUUGAUUGAUUGUAGUUUGCUUUACUCUGCAUCAGUGCAAAAAGGCUGUAAUGCAGCAAGGUCUCCUUUGCUAAAAAUACUUUGGGUAAGUAAUAUUGUGUUAAUGAUAUGUGAGGUGGCCUUUUAAAUAUUUUUUUUUAUUGUACAUGAACCAAGCGCUAAAAUAAAUUUUGUUAUACAGUGUACCUUUUAAACUGCAAAAAAAAGGUUUUGUUAUUGAAGAAGAAAUAUAUUGAUUAAAAUGCAUGAUGUUUUACUUUUAUGUGAUAACUGUUUUAUAGGGCACUAUUAUUAUGCUUUUUCAGGUAACAGAUUGUUCAGAGGGUUGAUGUCAUAAUUUUUUAUUUUGUCUUAUGACUAAUCUCAAAAAGACGAAUAUUAUUUUUCAAGCAUCAUCAGCAUUGAUGAACCCUUCUGAUAAGGAAAGUGAUAGUUCAGCCUUAAUUUUAACCAGCUCAAGAAUAAGUAUUGAUAUGUUAUAUAUUUUAUGAGUUACACAGGCAGCUUGUUAUCUAUGCUUUAUCAUUCAAAUGUUUUACAGCAUUGAUUCAUCUAAUAGUCACAUGAUGAAGGGGACAUUUUAUUUUGAGGAUAUGUAAAUAGCCGUAACAAUAUAGAAUCGAGGAAUUCAUAAAUGUUGUCAUCAAAAUUUAAUAUAAACAUUAUUUGACCUAUGUGAGUUCUGAUCUAAAAUGUAAAUAAAGUUUUCUUAAGAUAGAAUGUACCUCAUUUACUUAGCUAUUUAAAGCACUUUUGAUCAGGUUAAAUUUAUUAAGUAAUGUUUGCCAUGUCUUUUUUAGUUGGUCUCAACAAAGUUGAGGAAAAACUAUUGCAGAAUCCUUUGCAUUCAUACGUGCGUUCAUUCAAGUAUCUACAUCUUCAUCAACAUUUAUGUCUUGAGAACUGCUUGGAUUACAACCAACAUUAUUUUUAUUAAGGUGCAUUUAAGUUUGUCUUACUAUAUGAUUGAAGGAGAAGGUCAUAUGACCAAUAUUUUUAUAUAAUAGUUCAUAGACAUUGGUAAAGUUUUACGUCUAUGUGUUUCGCUUUACUUAGAAGGAUCCAUUAUAUUAGUGUAAACAUCUUUUAGUGUAAAUUAGCGUUCAGACAAAAGUGAGUCACUAUGACAUAUUUUCCACUUAAGUUCUUUCUCAGUCAAUAUACAUAGAAGGAUCAACUAGUGUAUUUUUGGCUGAAUUUUGUCUGGAUUUCCAACAUUUUGGUUUGCAGACAAAAUCUUUUGAGCCUGCCCAUAAAGAAUAGCUUUACCAAAUUUGGUUGGAUAAUGCCCAUGAGACUAGGUCAAGGUCACAGCAGCUUUUAAUAGACAAAUUUUGACCAAAUUUUGGUUACUGUAUGUUAUGUUUUGAACCAUAUAUCUAACUUUUACCAAACUGAAUUUGAUAAUGCCCCUUAAAUGAAAGGAAACCCCAAUUUAUAGAUUUUGAAGUUGCUAGGUCAAAGGGCAAGAUCACUAUAGCAAUUGAUAGACAGAAAUCAGGGCCAAAAUUUGGUUUUUGUAUGAUAUCUUUUGAACCAUAUGUCCAACCUUCACCUAGCUCUGCUGGAAAACCCUUGAACAAGCAAGACCCCAUUUGAUUUUUGGUCAGUAAAUCAAAGGUUAAGGUCACAGUACUUUCUAACAAAUAGACUGAACAAUACCUGUUGAGCCUUAACUCAAAUAUUUUAUCUUUCUGCAGUGGAUCAUGCACCUUAGGUGAAAAACACCCCUAAGCUUGUCAGGUAUAUAGGUCAAAGGGCAAAGAUACAGCAGCAAUCAAUAUACAGAAAUUUAGGCAAUUUUUUUAUUGCUAUUUAUCAUUUGACAUAAAUUAUCAGCACUUCAUAUGUUUUUCAUUGUAUUGACACAAAAAUCUGUUUUAUCUACUGUAAUACAAAUAAAGAUCGCAACUAUGCUUAUGCACCCAUGGUGCUUCUGUAAUUUUUUGCUUUUCUAACAUUGAAUCAUUUAAUCAAAUUGUGCAGAAGGAGACGCACUUUGUAAUCAUAAAUUAUUCAUGUUUAUAUAAUGGCUUUGUAUGCAUGAAUUGCAGUUACAUGAAUAUAAAGUGUACAAUAAAGAAUAUUAUAUAAA
Molecule: messenger RNA, 4782 nt
Organism: Mytilus californianus (California mussel)
Lineage: Eukaryota; Metazoa; Mollusca; Bivalvia; Mytilida; Mytilidae
Exons: 3
Coding region: 14-883 (289 amino acids)
Biological process (GO): regulation of transcription by RNA polymerase II
Molecular function (GO): DNA binding; DNA-binding transcription factor activity
Source: RefSeq, a predicted model, not a curated record